AUGCCGCCGCCCAAUCUCCAAGCGCGCGACUACAUCGGCCUCGUCCCCGCCGCGCCCUCCGCCUCCUCCUGCUCCUCCUCCGCCUCGGGCGACGCCGGCCCGCACCUCGCCCUCCGCCUCGGCCUGCCCGGCCGCGACCACCCGGAGGCCGCCGUCGACGCCGCGCUCACGCUAGGGCCGGCUCCAGCUACUGCUCCCGUCCCUCACAGGGGCGGCGCCAAGCGCGGGUUCGCCGACUCGCUCGACCGCUCCCCUGCCGCUGCUGCCGGGGCUGCCGGGGAGGAAGACAAGCACAAGGGCGAAGCCGCCGCCGCCGGAGCCGGAGCUCCUCCAGCCGCCAAGGCACAAGUUGUUGGAUGGCCGCCUGUUCGGAGCUACCGUAAGAACACGCUAGCCGCCAAUGCCACAAAGACCAAGGCCGAGAACGAAGGUAGAAGCGAGGCAGGGUGCUGCUAUGUCAAGGUCAGCAUGGAUGGAGCCCCGUACCUAAGGAAGGUCGAUCUUAAGACUUACUCCAGCUAUGACAACCUUUCCCUGGAGCUGGAGAAGAUGUUCAGCUGCUUCAUCACUGGCAAAAGUAGUUCCUGCAAAACUUCGACGAGAGACAGGCUCACUGAUGGUUCUAGGGCUGAUGCUCUUCAGGACCAAGAGUAUGUACUUACCUAUGAAGACAAGGAUGCUGACUGGAUGCUUGUUGGUGAUCUUCCUUGGGACUUGUUUACCACUACUUGUCGGAAACUGAGAAUCAUGAGAGGCUCUGAUGCUGCUGGAAUGGCCCAAGAUAGCUGGAACCGACCGGCCAGAACAAACAGGAGGCGUCCGUCCGUCCUGGUCUCUCCUCCUCCUGAAGUCUUCUGUCUGAAUCACGCAAGUGUGGAAUUUUGA
Triticum turgidum subsp. durum (durum wheat) is the source of this 885-nucleotide messenger RNA. NCBI's taxonomy places the organism in Eukaryota, Viridiplantae, Streptophyta, Magnoliopsida, Poales, Poaceae. The record is from the annotation of a GenBank genome assembly.